CCGGCCAAAAACCCUCUCUGACAUUGCGCAUCAAAACGAAGUUGUUGCUACACUGCAGGGAUGUGUGGAUAAUGACCAGCUCCCACAUCUGCUGUUCUACGGACCGCCUGGCACGGGAAAGACUUCGGCUAUUCUGGCCUUUGCUCAUCAGCUCUGGGUCCGCUCAUGAAGGAGAGGGUCCUUGAGCUCAAUGCCUCGGAUGAGCGUGGUAUUGCUGCGGUGCGGACUCGUAUCAAGAAUUUUGCAAAGAUUGCGGUGGCUAAGACCACCGUCGAGGGCUUCCCUUGCCCGCCCAUCAAGCUCAUCAUUCUCGACGAGGCCGACUCGCUGACGCCUGCAGCUCAGUCGGCGCUCCGCCGGACCAUGGAGCUGUACUCCAAGUUUACUCGGUUCUGCCUCAUCGGCAACUACGUCUCUCGCAUCAUCGACCCCAUCACGUCGCGCUGCUCAAAGUUCCGCUUCAAGCCGCUGCCGGCAGACGUCGUCACGGCCCGCGUCACUCGCAUCGCCGCCGACGAAGGUCUCGCCGUCGCCCCGGCCGUCCUCGACGCUAUUAUGCAGGUCUCCGGCGGUGACAUGCGCAAGGCCGUCACUCUCCUCCAGUCCGGAUUCCGCCUCUACGGCGCCGAGCUCGACGCCGACGCCGUCUUUGACCUCUCCGGCGAGCUCCCACCCUCCCGCCUCGACGCCCUUCUCGAUGUCAUCCGCUCCAACAAGUUCUCCCAGCUCAAGGCUGCUGUUGAGGACCUGGUCCUCGACGGCUUUUCAGGCGACAAGCUUGUCAUUGCUCUCUCCGACUGGGUCGUCGCCACCGCAGACAUCUCAGACCUCCAGAAGGCCUUUAUCAUGCGUCGCCUGGCCCUUGCCGACAAGGCUCUCCAGGACGGUGCCGACGAGUACCUGCAGAUGCUCGACCUCGCCUCUCACACUAUGCGCGUCUACGCCAAGCUCCCGCUCAACCUUGGCGUCCGCGAGUCGCUGUAAACCAUUCACCGCCAGCUCUA
Molecule: messenger RNA, 1004 nt
Organism: Thecamonas trahens ATCC 50062
Lineage: Eukaryota; Apusomonadida; Apusomonadidae
Product: replication factor C subunit RFC4
Exons: 1
Coding region: 166-984 (272 amino acids)
Biological process (GO): DNA repair; DNA-templated DNA replication
Cellular component (GO): DNA replication factor C complex; nucleus
Molecular function (GO): ATP binding; DNA binding; ATP hydrolysis activity
Source: RefSeq, a predicted model, not a curated record